AUGGACGGCGUCGGCCAGUUACAGCAGGACGGGAAGGGAAGCUACAGCUACCAUGGUUACUAUGCCGGUCUUACGCUCCUUAAACGUGUUCACGAAUGCUGUCGAGGCCUGAUGCCAAGUAUGUCGCCAGAUACUGUGCCUGAUAUCACGCAGAUUUUCGACCAAUCAGUCCCUUUCUGCAGACAACCCCCGACCGUGCGGUUGACUCUGCCAGAAAAGGCAGUCGCCAAAUGUCUCACCUCAGUUGCCUUGAAUUAUGCCUCUUGUCUUAUGACAUUUGUCGAUGCACCGACCUUUUGA
Molecule: messenger RNA, 300 nt
Organism: Exophiala oligosperma
Lineage: Eukaryota; Fungi; Ascomycota; Eurotiomycetes; Chaetothyriales; Herpotrichiellaceae
Exons: 1
Coding region: 1-300 (99 amino acids)
Source: RefSeq, a predicted model, not a curated record